GUGGGGGUGAAGAUGAGCUGUUUUGAGCGCUUAAAUAUACGAUCAACUUUGCUUUCGACUUUUUAUUCAGUUUCUUGCGUACUCAGUACUCUGCCUCUAUAGUCUUUCCUCGCUCCGAGUAUAGUUUGAGCGUCCCUCAUUUGGACUGGGAUCACUUCAACAUAAGCUUAUCUGCUCACCUGGUACCAUUCAUUCAGAAUGCCUCCAGUCAGAACAACAAAGGCAUCCUCUUCGCAGUCCGCGCGCCACCCGAAAGACAUAUCGAAACACAAACGUCCAUUCAAAGGACAGAAACCAGACCAUGAUCCGAAACCUCAGCAGGGUCUGCCUGGAGUUCAAAAGAUUAAAUCCGCGUUGAGGCAGACGCGACGACUUUUGGCCAAGGAAAAACUGGGCGCAGAUGUCAGGGUAGAAACAGAGCGGAGGCUCAAAUCUCUCGAAAAGGAUCUGGCUGAGGCAGAAAGGAUAAGGAAGGAAAGGACGAUGUCGAAGAGGUAUCAUAAGGUGAAAUUCUUCGAGAGACAAAAAGUUGAACGGAAGCUUAAACAGGUCAAGAAACAGUCGGAGGCAACUACUGACAAGACGGAGCGCAAACAGCUUCAAGUAGAGCUGUUUGAGCUUCGAGUGAAUUUGAACUAUAUCAUACACUAUCCUAGGAACAAGAAAUAUGUUUCCCUCUUUCCUCCGGAGGUCCGGAAGCGUACAGAGGAUGAUUCUGCUGACUCCAAGGGCAAGGGAAAGGAGAAGGACGAUGAGGGCUCUGAAGCCCAAGAUCAAGCUGAGAAGGCGAAGACGGAUCUUCGGAGGGAAGAGGUGAAGAAAUGGAUACGAGAACGCAUGGAACGAGGCGAGAUUAGUGCAGAGCCAGAGCUUGAGGAACAUAGAACGCUAGAUUCGCAUAGAACAAACGAAACUCCGGAUGGCGGGGAUCAUGCGAAGGAAGUCGCCAAGCUUGCUGGUGUACAGGAGGACGCGUUCUUUGGAGAUGACAGUGAUGGGGAUGAGGACGGAGAUGAAAACAUGGAGGACGAUUCAUGACAGCCGUAAUGAAGGGUGAGCUUUCUCCGUACAGUCUCGACUCUCCCAACGUAUUUCAGAACUUUGUUCGUUAUGGCGCAGAACAAUGCACUGUGUGGGUUGAUCUCGACUUAGCCUGGAUUUAGCUCAUUGCAUUCCUUGAUAUCUCCUCUACCUCACAAUAGGAGCUGUUGGCCGUUGCUUAUCCGAACUCCAUUGAAUGCACGGGUGAAUUUAUUCAGGGACCAAGUUGCGACUCUCAUAUGGCCAGUGCAUUCAUAAGGUUCACCGGUCGCGUCCGAACGUCGCAUCGACCUGAAUUACGGUCACCAUGCACUUGACGUUGGCUCUGUGGCAUGUCACUGUGGCAUGUAUGUCUUCCAAAGGCCUCGACGUUCAGCGAUAUAUGAGGAGUUCCGAACGUCGCUCUUCAGAUGCUAUGCUCUACGAUCAUGGCUAUACGGAAUGUUUUGUGAGGUGGAGGCUGGCCGCUCUUCACUUACUUCCGUCCUCGAGUCCAGAAUCCGGGUCAUUUGACUGCGAGAUGUCCAAACGACGACUGUCGGAAGUUUCGAAAGGAGAUUUAGUCCGGCGCUUCACAAUGUACGAUUGUUUGUGUUUGUUGAAGAAGGAACGUUUUAAGAUGCAUUUGUCUUUCCGCACUCCACUCUCGCGCGGAUAUCCAUUAAAAAGAUAGUCUAUGGCAGUGACUUUCGCUUCAACGUUCUGCAGGUCCGUUGCGUACGCCUCAUAUUCGUGAAAUACUUUCGUUUUGUACCUUUCUUUCUCCAGUGAGCUAGCGUUGUGCUUCACG
Molecule: messenger RNA, 1831 nt
Organism: Somion occarium
Lineage: Eukaryota; Fungi; Basidiomycota; Agaricomycetes; Polyporales; Cerrenaceae
Source: the annotation of a GenBank genome assembly